This is a messenger RNA of Pieris rapae (cabbage white), 2164 nucleotides long. Its product is annotated as solute carrier family 41 member 1. Gene Ontology annotation, molecular function: monoatomic cation transmembrane transporter activity. Bases 241 to 1554 code for a protein of 437 amino acids. The transcript has a single exon. Gene Ontology annotation, cellular component: plasma membrane. Gene Ontology annotation, biological process: monoatomic cation transport. The record is from RefSeq and is a predicted model, not a curated record. NCBI's taxonomy places the organism in Eukaryota, Metazoa, Arthropoda, Insecta, Lepidoptera, Pieridae.
GUAAUUAAUAUAGAGACUAUAACACCUAUUAAAUAAUACUUAUUUAACUGUUAUUUAAUGGUAAAAUCCAUCCAUAAGUAAGAAAUACCUUACGGAGAUUCGAUUUUAGAUUCUGAUUAGUAAUUUGUGUAGUAUAAUAACUAAAACCGCUGGUCGUAAUGAAUUUUAGUUUCGUAAAUUACUUACUACGAAUUAAUUAGGAAAUAUUAAUUAUAUUAUUAAUAGCUUUUUCAAUUUAAAAUGAAUAGAACUAAAAGUAUUAACUCCAAAACUGAGUGUAACCACGAGAGUGAUAUGAGUGCAAACGUGUACAAACUUAUUACCAAUGAGGAUAAACCACCAGAUAUAAAAUAUGAUAAAGAAAACUCGUGGAUCGCAGCAGUUCAAAUGUUUGUGUCUUUCCUUCUUGCUGGAUUCGGUAUGGUAGCAGCAAGCCUUCUCUUGGAUGUGGUUCAACACUGGGAAGUAUUUCAGAAGAUACCAGGUGUCUAUAUACUUGUACCAGCUCUCUUGGGACUUAAAGGAAAUUUAGAAAUGACUUUAGCAUCAAGAAUGUCAACGCAUGCUAACAUGGGCCACUUAAGUACCUGUUUAAAGCAGUUAGUUGUGGGCAACCUGUGCCUUAUACAGUGUCAAGCAGUGCUUGUUGGAUUCUUAGCAGCCAUGGCUGCUGUGGCAAUGGGCUGGAUACCUCAAGGCUUAUUUGAUAUUCACCAGGCUAUGCUGCUUUGUGCAUCAAGUGUACUUACUGCAUCAUUUGCAAGUUUUGUGCUUGGACUCAUUAUGAUUGGUGUUAUUGUAGUCUCCAAAAAAUUAAAUAUUAACCCAGAUAAUGUAGCUACACCAAUUGCUGCUAGUUUGGGUGAUUUAACAACUUUGGCACUGCUAUCAUGGAUUUCUUCAAUGUUAUAUCGAUCACUUGGCACAAGUCUUAUAUUGCCAUCUAUUAUUAUCAUUAUUGGGGCAAUUUUGGUCCCUGUUUGUGGAUAUGUUGCAUCUCAAAAUAAAUUUACUACUCAAGCUUUAGAUGAAGGAUGGGUUCCCGUUGUAUCAGGAAUGGUUAUAAGUAGCACUGGAGGUUUAAUAUUGGGUUACACAGUUUCAAAUUAUCAAGGUGUUGCUGUGUUUCAAUUAGUUAUUAAUGGUAUCGGUGGAAAUAUGGCUGCUGUACAUGCUUCUAGACUCUCAACAUUAUUUCACACUGGACAACAAGAGAAAUAUGUUAUAAGUAACACAACUAAAUUGUUGAUGUUGAUGGUGGUGCCUGGCCAACUUGUUUUUGUUUACACAAUUGCUUAUCUCAAAGCAGGUCAUACCUCUGUUACACCUAUAUUUAUUUUAAUUUAUGUGUGUGCAGCACUAUUGCAAGUAUUUCUUUUGUUGAUAAUAAGCCAUUAUUUGGUUGUGUGGAUGUGGAAAUUAGGGUUAGACCCAGAUAAUUCAGCUAUACCAUAUUUAACAGCUCUAGGUGAUUUACUUGGUACAGCGUUGCUUGGUGUGGCAUUUUAUAUUCUAUUUGCCAUAGGGGAUCAAGAUAGUGAUCUAGGUGACUGACAAUACAUUUUUAUAAAUAUAUACCUAAACUAAGACUGUUUAACAAUUUUACAAUAAUUAGUUUCAUCUACCUUUACAAUUGUCUAACAAUUUUGUUGUGAUGAAUGUACUUAUACUUGAUUCUUUUAAAGAAUACAUUAAGUGAAGCAGUGUAUGGGAUAUAUUAUAUCUAAAAACUGCAUGUCAAUUGUUUUAUAUCCUAUGCCUGCUGUUUUAUAAUAAAAAUAAUUUGUAUAAAUGUAUUGAGCUAAAAGUACUUUAUAUUGGUGCUAAUACUGUACUUUUGCAUAUCAUUAUUUUAUUAUUAAAUAUUUUUACAUAGAAAUUUAUUUCAUUUUUAAAAUUAAUUACUAUAGAACAAUUAUUUCUUCAGGCUGCUCCCUAUACUCUACUAAGUAUACAGUUAUAGAGAGCUUAUGUCCUCAUAUAAUAUGGUAACAUAAAAACAUCUUUUACACUGUACCUAUAGUUUAAAGCAGCUAAUAAAACCCCAAGGCAUUUUGUAAAUUAUUUUAUUGACUUAUCCUAACAUUUACUUGACCUCACGUAAUCUUCUGACAGCUGAACGACAGGAUGAUGCUGCAGUUGUAGAGAAAACCCAGGCCCCACC